Ailuropoda melanoleuca (giant panda) is the source of this 5550-nucleotide messenger RNA. It is a transcript of the gene CD276, whose product is annotated as CD276 molecule. NCBI's taxonomy places the organism in Eukaryota, Metazoa, Chordata, Mammalia, Carnivora, Ursidae. Gene Ontology annotation, biological process: T cell receptor signaling pathway; regulation of cytokine production. The record is from RefSeq and is a predicted model, not a curated record. Gene Ontology annotation, molecular function: signaling receptor binding. Gene Ontology annotation, cellular component: external side of plasma membrane.
GCAGGGGCAGCCUUCCACCACGGAGAGCCCAGCUGUCGGCUGCCUGUUGGGAAGAUGCUGUGUCGCUGGGCCAGCGCAGGUGUGGGCGUGCGUGUGCGUUUGGCCACAGCCCUGGCAGCGCUGUGGUUCUGCGUCACAGGCGCCCUGGAGGUCCAGGUCCCCGAAGACCCUGUGGUGGCCCUGGUGGGCAGCGAUGCCACCCUGCGCUGCUCCUUCUCGCCCGAGCCCGGCUUCAGGGCGCAGCUCAACCUCAUCUGGCAGCUGACGGACACCAAACAGCUGGUGCACAGCUUCGCCGAGGGCCGGGACCAGGGCAGCGCCUACGCCAACCGCACGGCGCUCUUCCCGGACCUGCUGGCCCAGGGCAACGCGUCCCUGAGGCUGCAGCGCGUGCGCGUGGCGGAUGAGGGCAGCUUCACCUGCUUUGUGAGCAUCCGGGACUUCGGCAGCGCCGCGGUCAGCCUGCAGGUGGCGGCGCCCUACUCGAAGCCCCGCAUGACGCUGGAGCCCAACAAGGACCUGCGGCCUGGGGACACGGUGACCAUCACGUGCUCCAGCUACCGGGGCUAUCCGGAGGCCGAGGUGUUCUGGCAGGACGGGCAGGGCGCACCCUUGACGGGCAACGUGACCACGUCGCAGAUGGCCAACGAGCAGGGCUUGUUCGACGUGCGCAGCGUGCUGAGGGUGGUGCUGGGCACUAACGGCACCUACAGCUGCCUGGUGCGUAACCCGGUGCUGCAGCAGGACGCUCAGGGCUCCGUCACCAUCACGCCCCAUAGAAGCCCCACAGGCGCCGUGGAGGUCCAGGUCCCCGAAGACCCUGUGGUGGCCCUGGUGGGCAGCGAUGCCACCCUGCGCUGCUCCUUCUCGCCCGAGCCCGGCUUCAGCCUGGCGCAGCUCAACCUCAUCUGGCAGCUGACGGACACCAAACAGCUGGUGCACAGCUUCGCCGAGGGCCGGGACCAGGGCAGCGCCUACGCCAACCGCACGGCGCUCUUCCCGGACCUGCUGGCCCAGGGCAACGCGUCCCUGAGGCUGCAGCGCGUGCGCGUGGCGGAUGAGGGCAGCUUCACCUGCUUUGUGAGCAUCCGGGACUUCGGCAGCGCCGCGGUCAGCCUGCAGGUGGCGGCGCCCUACUCGAAGCCCAGCAUGACCCUGGAGCCCAACAAGGACCUGCGGCCUGGGGACACGGUGACCAUCACGUGCUCCAGCUACCGGGGCUAUCCGGAGGCCGAGGUGUUCUGGCAGGACGGCCAGGGCGCACCCUUGACGGGCAACGUGACCACGUCGCAGAUGGCCAACGAGCAGGGCUUGUUCGACGUGCGCAGCGUGCUGAGGGUGGUGCUGGGCGCUAACGGCACCUACAGCUGCCUGGUGCGUAACCCGGUGCUGCAGCAGGACGCUCAGGGCUCCGUCACCAUCACAGGGCAGCCCAUGACCUUCCCCCCUGAGGCCCUGUGGGUGACCGUGGGGCUCUCUGUCUGUCUUGUCACCCUGCUGGUGGCCCUGGCCUUCGUGUGCUGGAGAAAGAUCAAGCAGAGCUGUGAGGAGGAGAAUGCAGCUGCUGAGGACCAGGAUGUGGAUGGAGAGGGAUCCAAGACCGCGCUGCGGCCUCUGAAACACUCUGAAAGCAAAGAAGAUGAUGGACAAGAAAUAGUCUGACCAUGAGGACCAGGGAGCUGCUGCUCCGGCCUGGGGGCUCCGGCCUCUGGCUGCACUGGGGCCAUGGUGUGAACCCUGCCCCCAACAGAUGGCUCCCACCCUGGCGGGGCUGCUCAUUCUCCAGAGGACAGAGACACCACCCCGCAGCCUUCUUCCUCCGAUGGACGUGAUUCCCAAGUCAUCCUGCUGCCUUAUUUCUCCAGUGACACGAUACAUAAACUACCCUGCUGUCUUAUUUCUUAUGGACCUAACACCGUCACCAGCCCACCACCUUAGUUCUCCAGUGGAUAUGCUGCAUGGACCACCUGGCUGCCUCUUUUUCUGCAAAGGACACAAUAUUCAGACUGAUGCUCUGCCUUGUUUCUCCAAAGACAGGAUACACAGUCACCCCUGGCCUUCUAUCUCCAGUGGCCCGGACACACCAGUUUACAUUUCUCAGCCUUUUCUUCUACCCCCGCACCCCGUAAGCCUGACUCCUCAGACAGGGACACUGCACCUUCAGCAUCUCCCCGAGUCACAGGCGUCUCCCCUCCCGCCUCCCCCUCCUCUGGCCCCAGCGCUGGCCUUUUCCCUCCCUCCCUAAGUGACGACGGGGCCACUCCCCCAGGCACGCAGAGGCACACAGGUGCGUGUGCUGGAACACGUGCUGGGACACGUAGGGACCUCCCUGAGCCCAGUCUCUCCCAUGGUGCCCUGGGCUGUGCCCUGGGAGCUCCCUCCCCAUGGGAAGCAUGUGCUGGUCACACUGGGUCUCUGGGUGUUUGCGUGGGUCCCCUGGGGGUCAGCCUCUAGCCCUCUGCUUUUCCGCCUGUCCUUUUGUUCAUUCUAGUCACGUUCAUCGAGCAUCCAUGGGGUGUCCCCACUGCCUUAGGUACCUGGGACCCAGGGUGAGAAGACAGGCUCCUCCUUCAAGGAGUUCGUCCUUCAACUGGGGAACUGUGAGGAGACAGACAACUGCCCGCUAUGGCCUGCGGCUCACAAGGGGGCUCCUGCCCCACUCCCUGCAUACCCCCUCCUGUGCCCACAGCCUCCUGGAUACCUCACACCCACCCCAUCCCUAAUCCCUCCCCAGAGCAGGAGGAGGAGGCAAAAACCUGGAGACGGGGGCAGAGCCUCUUGCUACAGGCAGAGAAUCCGAUGGUUUCCAAAGUCUUUCCAGGUGUGAGCAGGUGGGCAGGCGGCCACAGCACCCUGAACCCCGGAGAGCAGAAGCCUAGGGGAGGCCUGGGGACAGGGCAGGGCCAGGAGGGCCGCAGGGACACAGCCCCUCACCCCCCACCAUGGUGCUAUUCUGGAGCCAGGAGGUCCUCCUGGCUUGUCUCUCGCUGGCCCCCAGCCUCCAGAACACUUCUGAUGUCCUCCCGCUGACAUUUCGUCCUUCCCCCGGGAACAGAAGAGGUGGCAUGUCUAAUUUAAAUGUGGGACUCUGAGGAAUUCUGUUAAGUGGGGGUGUAUUUUGGGAAAAAUAAAUGGCUUUGUAGAAAGCUUUUCCUCCGAGAAGUGUGUGGAAGCAGGUUGGGCAGCGGGACUUGGCAGAAGGGAUCCCCUCCCGGACAUUGAGGCCAGAGCGGGGAUGCCUGCGUCUCCUCCCUCUCGCCGUCCUUCAAUCCCUGGGUCUCUGUGGCCAUGCUGCCCCUCCCUGGCCGCAGUUUCCCUCUUGGGAAAGUGAAGUUGGCUGUCCAGAAACGCUUGGUGCCUCCCACUCCUGGAAGUGCCGCCUAAUUUCUUUAUCUUGGAAGACUCAGAUCCGGGGCUUGUUUAGGGCCACCUCUAGCGCCCCAUUUUACAGAUGGGGAAGAAGAGCCCUAUUAGGAAGCUGAAGCUGAUACCAGGGAAGGAUCUCUGCAUGCUGUUGUUGUCUGGCCCCGUGGAAUGGGCACCAGCCUUGAAUCAGAGAUCCAGGUCCGGGACCUCAUUCUGCCCUGUGACCCUGAGCAAGACAUCUAGCUUCUCUGGACCUUACUUUUCUUAUAUGAGAAACAGACCUGAGGUUUUCACCAUCUUCCACCUCCAGAGACUGGGCAGAGGGGGUGAAUGUGGCAGAUAAACAGGUUUCCAGAGGGCUGGGUUCAGGGAUGUGGGAUCGUGCAGGGCAUACUGUGACCAUUUGCCCCUGGGCGACAAGGCCCUGGGGCAGCAGGAGGGGCCUGCGGUAGAGGUCAGGACACUUGACUUUUGUUCCCAUCUCCACUACUAGCUUGUGACAGAGUCUUUCACACCCCUGACCCUUGAUUUCCUUAUCCAUUAAGUAGGGCGUGGAGUCCUCCCCUGAAAUGUAUGCAGCAUUUUUCACAAACCAGAGCGCCUAUUGUAAAAGCCCAUGGCCCUCGCAGUGAGACCAGUCAGCUUGCUUGAAGUCCCACCACGGGUGCUCUGGGUGGAUUUUAGAAUCAAAAGACCUGUACCGGGGCUCUGCCUUUGCCCUGUACUCCCCCCUGCACCCUUGAGCAUGUUGCUUACCACCCCCGGGCUGAACUCUACCUGCCAGGUGGGGACGACGGUGGUUCAUGUUUCAUAGGAUCUCUCUGAAGCUUGGGCAAGACUGUGGGUGAGCAGACGCUGCAAAUUAUCAAGUGCUGGGUGCAUGUGGGGGGUUAUUUUCCUUCCCUGCUGUCGCGGUUGCACUCUCUUACUCCCUAGGUGACUUUGUAAAUGGAGCGCAGUGACCUCAGUUUGCCCAUCUGUAAAAGAGGCAUGGGAACCACUGCUUUUUCUUCCUGAUGGGGCCAGGAUAAGCCUCAGACACUGGAUGGAAUGCUUGCAGGGGGACCCAGCAGGUGAGGGGACUUUCCUGGGGGCUGGGGGGUGAGGAAGGUGGCCGCUAAGUCCCCUGUGAUAAGUGCCCCAGAGAGCAGUAUUUUUAGCUGCCUUUCCUGGGCAAAACUCCAACUUCUGCAUUUUAAUGGAGAAAUAAUUCUCACAGUGCGACAAGCUAUAGCCUGCAGGUGUCACAUCCAUAUUAAAGAGGGGACAGCGCAAGGGUUCAUUUGCCUGGCUUGAGGUGUGACCGGAAUUCACCUCCAGGAGCACUUGUAACCAGGGCUGUGAAGACCAAUUAGUGGAUCUGAUCGCUCAGAGAGAGGAGCCUGGGUGGGGGGGUGAAGACAGCAGGGCUGGGGGGCCCCGAGCCAUCCUGACUGUCCUCUUUCAGAGCAAUCCACCUCUGCUCACGCACAGGCAGGAACUGUGCCUUCCCCAGGUCUGUUCGGGGGUGGUGGUGGGGGUUGGGGAGGCACUUGACCUUGCUCGUCCCAGGGGCAGUUGCUGAGUGUGUGGGCCAGUCAGCAGAGACCCUGGCAGCUUCUGAGGUGGGCAAUGUCCAAAGGUCCUUCUGCAAAGCCCAAGUCUUAAACUGAAAUGUGAAGCCAAGGUUUGCCCCAAGUAGCAAAAUCUCGGGCCUUCAAGCGCAGGGCGCUCGGGGAGAGGCAGGAGCCGAGCACAGCGUGCAGUAAUGCAUGGGAAGCCUGCAAAUGCAAACAAUAUUGUGUUAAACUAAUAAGCAAACACAAACAAAACACCACAGGCCCAAAAUGGCAUCGCUUAGGCCAAGUCCCUACACUGGGGCUUAAUAUAUAACCUGAUUGCACUUUUGAUAUCCCCCCGAAAUAUCGUCUUAGUAGGGAUUUUCUUAGUAGGAUUGCCAGUGAAUCUACCAUGGGGGCCUUCUCUGUCCCCCAAAGGAAGAUGAGGCAAUCUGCCUGGUAAGACCCCUGGCUUGUCCUGUUGCUUUGGCCUGCCUAGGGAAAAAGGCCUUGACUGGAACAAUCCUUUUGUCAAAAACUUUCUCGCCCCACCCUCCAAUAAGAACCUUCCGUUUUGUAAGACUCCUGGGAGCUUCCCUCUACCUUCUUGGUGGCCUGAAUCGUUUAAUAAAGCCAAUCAGAUUUA